GGAUUUUGCUCUCUCUGUUCUUCAAGUGGGAUGAGUAAAGACAGUAGAUCUAAUCGCCUACUUUCCUCAGCAAAUGACUAUCCUUAUGAUCUUCGUCAGUAGACCUUUCUCUCUCUGCAAAUGGGUAUUUACGUUUGCUCUGAAAACCUUGUCUAUUGUGAUUAACACUUGGGUGGAGUUGAUUGUAUCCUCUAUCACUUUCCAUCUGAAUAUGUUCCACAAGGCUAUGAUAUGGAUGAUUGCUCUUAUUUCUCUUCCUAUGCAAGUUUUGACUGCCUUGCAGAGGGAACGCCUGCUGCAAGAGCAUUUGCAUGAGAUGCGGAUUGAGUUGGAGAGUCUUGUGUGGGAUAGGAAGGUAUUGCAAGACCAACUCCAUACAGCAAUUAAAGAAUGUAGAAUUUUGGAAGCAAUGCUGGCAGAAGUUGAAGAGGAAAAUGACACUGUUAUUUCCAGAAUUGACUUGCUAGAGCGUGAGUUACAGGAUCUGAAAGCUGAAAAUCUUCAGCUGAAAGAAAUUCUGGACAAAGAUCAUCGGAGCCUUAGAGGACAUAAACAGAAUAUGGGUAUUGACAAUACUGAAGACCAUGGCAUUUCGGAUGGGAGCCAAUCAAGUGAUAAAGGAAGUGGAAUCAUAUUUGAAGACCUGAUGAUGCAUAAAGAUGGCUGGGAAACUGAGGGAAAGAGUGAAGCAGAAUUAUUCAAUUUCUGGAAAACUGCAUGCAAAGCCAGAGGGUCAACACAUUCACCGUCACAUUGUAUUAUCACAAGGAACUUGGACAUGAAUGAGGGUGUUGGCCAGAGAAGGGAAGUUGCAAUUUCACAGUCUUUAUUUAGUGCAGUAUUAUCACUUUUGGUAGGAAUCAUCAUCUGGGAAGCUGAAGAUCCUUGCAUGCCACUUGUUGUAGCUCUCUUUGCUGUUGUUGGGAUGUCAUUGAAAAGUGUGGUUCAGUUUUUCUCUACCAUAAGGAACAAACCUGCUUCUGAUGCAAUUGCUCUCUUAAGCUUCAACUGGUUCAUACUCGGCACGCUUACUUACCCAACAUUGCCAAGAGUAGCCCGUGUUUUCGCUCCAUUAACAGUAAGUUUCUUGGAGCAUGGAGGGAGCUAGGUUGAUGCCUAACCCAUUAGCUCAUUAAUCAUCAGCUUGUCUUCAGGAAGGCACCCUGUACAUUCUUGUUUUUGUCUGGCUGUAGUGAUGCUUGUUUGGCUUCUAGUAUUAUUAGGUUGAGUAAUCAUGGAUUUUUGGCCUUCUAAAUUUUGUUUCUCUUUUGAAUCUUCUAGUAUUAUGCAUCAAAUAUGGUUUGUUUUGAAUCAAAAUUUGACAAUGUCUAAGCCAUGAUAGAA
Manihot esculenta (cassava) is the source of this 1344-nucleotide messenger RNA. RefSeq lists its product as uncharacterized. The transcript has 3 exons. Bases 74 to 1108 code for a protein of 344 amino acids. NCBI's taxonomy places the organism in Eukaryota, Viridiplantae, Streptophyta, Magnoliopsida, Malpighiales, Euphorbiaceae. The record is from RefSeq and is a predicted model, not a curated record.